Scedosporium apiospermum is the source of this 987-nucleotide messenger RNA. RefSeq lists its product as uncharacterized. The coding region runs from base 1 to 987 and encodes 328 amino acids. The record is from RefSeq and is a predicted model, not a curated record. NCBI's taxonomy places the organism in Eukaryota, Fungi, Ascomycota, Sordariomycetes, Microascales, Microascaceae. The transcript is spliced from 3 exons. Gene Ontology annotation, molecular function: oxidoreductase activity.
AUGGCAGCAUCGGUGAAAAACGUCGUCCUAAUCGGUAGUCAGGCCAGCGGUAAUCUGGGGGUUACCGUACAGGACUACCUCCUUGCCCAGCAAAACUCGCCACUUCGCAUCUCCAUCCUGACGCGGAAGAACUCCGACGCCGAGUUCCCUGCCGCCUUCAAUGUGAUACGUACAGACUACAGUCCUCCGUCCCUGGAGCAAAGCUUUAAGGGGCAAGAUGUGGUCGUCAAUUUACUACCCCCCGAAUCCACGGUAUCCCACGAGAACGUCAUCGAUGCGGCCGUAAAGGCAGGUGUGAAGCGCUUUUUCCCUUCCGAGUACGGUGUCAGAUCAUCCCACCCGGCUUUCGCCGAGGGGCCAGUCAUCACCAAGAAGAAGCGACUCAUCGUUAAACAUUUAGAGAAGACACAGGACCGGAUGAGCUGGACAGGUCUGCUGUGCAACCCUUGGAUCGACUUUUGUGUUAUCGAUGGACUUUUGGGCUACGAUCUGAAGAACCGGGAAGCGCGCAUUUACAACGGUGGUGACGUGCCUUUCUCCACCGGCCCCCGCGAACUAGUAGGACAGGCUCUCUACUCUCUUCUCACCAAUCCAGAGCAGUUUGAAGGAGCGAAGAACCGCUACGUACACUUGGCGUCUUACACCGUCACACAGAAUCAGGUGCUCGCAGUCGUGGAAAAGUUGACGGGAGAGAAAUUCAAGGUCCAUCAUCUCACAUCAGAGGAGGUCCUCCCACAAGCAUUAGAGGAGGUGAAGAAGGGUAAGAAUUGGGGCCUGGCUUUCCACGUACAGUCAAUUCUCUUUGGCCCAGACGCCAACGGCGAGUUCCCUGGCGAUUUUCGGCCGUUGGGAAUAUGGAAUGAAAAGCUGAAUCUGCCACCACGGGACUUGGAACAAGAUCUGAAGGCUCCGCUAUCUGGGAACUGGAAAGGUAUCAUUCACUGGCAGCCAAUGGAGAUUCCGAACUAUAAUCUGCCUAGUAUUUAA